This is a messenger RNA of Neohortaea acidophila, 1040 nucleotides long. RefSeq names its product HAD-like domain-containing protein. The record is from RefSeq and is a predicted model, not a curated record. Gene Ontology annotation, molecular function: sugar-phosphatase activity; beta-phosphoglucomutase activity. The transcript has 4 exons. Bases 253 to 984 code for a protein of 243 amino acids. Lineage: Eukaryota; Fungi; Ascomycota; Dothideomycetes; Mycosphaerellales; Teratosphaeriaceae.
GUUGUAGCAAGGCAAACGAUGGAGGUGAAGUGAAGUGAACUUGAGAACACCUCAGGCGGCAAGUCCCAAAGCGGCAGUCCGUGCCGCUCGCCACGAGGUUGCUUUAAAAGGUUUUGGGACAUUCGCCGACGCGGCUCUUGUCAACACGCCGCCCAACACGGCGCGAAAGAGUGGCGGUAGAAAAGCCAGUAGGUCUGCGUUUCGGCCCAGUCCAUUUCUCCUGUCUUUCACCUCUCCACCCUCGCCGUCAAUAUGCCUCAUCUUGAGAAUGUCAACUUCUCCGCGCCACCCGAAGAACAUGACUUUGCCGCACUGCUCUUCGACCUGGACGGCACAAUCAUCGACUCUACCGAUGCCAUUGUGAAGUUCUGGCACCAGCUGGGGAAGGAGAUUGGCGUAGAUCCAAACUACAUCUUGCAAACAUCACAUGGCAGGCGCACUAUCGAGGUGCUUGGGAUCCACGCCCCGCAGCUGGCAAACUGGGAUUAUGUUUGUCAUGCGGAGGGACAGAUUCCCAUCCAAUACGGCCACGAUGCUGUGGAAGUACCCGGCGCCAGGGCUCUCCUCGACAGACUGAACCAAGCUACCAUCCCUUGGGCCAUUGUAACCUCUGGAACCACACCGCUAUUCUCCGGCUGGCUGAAGGUCCUUCAACUUGCUCGGCCAAAGACCCUCGUGAGCGCGGAGCAUGUCGAAAAGGGCAAACCAGAUCCCGCUUGCUACAAGCUUGGCGCGAAGCAGCUGGGUUUGGCAGAUGUCGACCCCAGCCAGAUUCUUGUUCUCGAGGACGCGCCUGCGGGAGUGAGGGCGGGCAAAGCGGCUGGGUAUCGGGUUGUAGCGCUCGCGACUACUCAUCGAAUUGACCAAUUAUGGGAGGCUGGCGCGGACUGGGUUGUGCGGGAUAUGCGCAGUGUCACUGUUGCAAGCUGGGAUGCGAAGGCUCAACGAGCCAGGAUAGAAUUCCGAGAUGCGUUGUUGAAGUGAGCCAGGGAUGUAUAUUAGAGUAUGUCCCUCUUAGACUAGAGCAGAGUAUAGAUAGA